CACGUCGGCAAGUCCAUCUCUCGAUCGCGUGAGCCAAAUUCAUCGUAGUUGGACAGAGACAUUUUCAUCAGCACAGCAAAUAUCGUUCAAGGAGACAUCACGAGCGGCUCGUCGUCUACCCGAGCGGGAGAUCAUUCGCUGAUAUUACGACAGAUCGAGAAGUCUGUCUUGCGCGUCGGCUCUCAAGCCGUUCAAGCAAAUUUCAACCCGUCCGAAGCACCAUUUCUGGCGGAGUCUCUCCAUUGAGCUGUCCGGUAGCAUUCAACAACCAUAUCAUCACCAGGAACUUCACAUUUGGUGAAAUUUGGGUUGAUGCUCCGCACCUGGGUUGUGGACUAGAGAAACUUGAAGCUUCUUCAAAGUCGAAAAAUAGCAGUCCUGCGGGGUGCACACACGAUGCAUCGCUUGACGGCCUGCCGGCGCCUGGCAUCUACAACAUCUUUCCUCACACCGUAUGCACAGACAUCGUCUCGAAAAAUAAGCGCGAGAUCGACUUCACUGUUCAUCGAUCGUUUUUCGAGCCCACAAAAUCGCACAUUCCCAAUUCUUACAAGAUGUGCCAAAUUGUCGGCGAAUACACAUAUUCAUAACCUUCGUUUUGCAUCAAAUCAUUCUGAAAGAGAUGUUUCAGAGAAGUCUGCGUCGCCCACGCAUGCAGAGCUUGGAAAGACGCCAUCGAAGAAUUCGUCCUCAUCAAAAUUAGCAUCGACGCCCGCAGCGCUUCUCGACGCUGCUCGGACGCGGACCACGGAGCUGGGAGCAAAAGUUCGAUCUUCACUCGAAAACAUCACACCUCAUGAGAACAUCUACAAUCUCCCCAAUUUCUUGACCGUCACGCGCCUCAUUGCCGCUCCUGCAACAGCAUAUCUUCUACUACACGAUCAACAUACGUGGGCGCUGGCCCUCUUUGCCUAUGCGGGAAUUACUGACCUCGUUGAUGGGUGGAUGGCUCGCCGAUGGAAACUGCAGACCGUUGCAGGGAGCGUGAUUGACCCGAUGGCGGAUAAGGCACUCAUGAUCAUUGUGACGGUGACUUUGGCAAUCAAGGGUGCUAUACCUGCGUACCUGGCGACACUCAUUUUAGGUCGAGACGCCGCACUUGGAAUUGCGGCAUUUUACUACCGAUAUGCCUCGUUGCCACCUCCAAAGACCAUGAUGCGAUACUGGGACUUCUCCCUCCCUUCCGCCGAAGUCCACCCAACCACCGUGUCGAAAUACAAUACCUUUCUACAGCUCGUCCUUAUCGGCUCGACGCUAGCCCUGCCCGUAAUUACGGCCAGUGCUCAUGGCGCUGGAGCCUUGAACGCAAUCCACUUGGACGCAGCUCACCUCAAUCUUGGCUUAACAUACUUCCAGUACCUGGUAGCGGCGACCACUGCCUGGAGUGGUCUCAGCUAUGCUUAUUUGAAGAAUGCUGUCACCAUCCUCGGCUCAAACGAAGAGCUCAAAGCCAAACAGGGCGCUCGAGGCAGAGCCAUCAUCGGUGUUACCUUUGGAAGUCUUGUCCUCCUUGCUGCAUGGCAGCACAUCAGGGGUGAUGGGGAUGCGACCGAGGAAGUGGCAUCGCCGGCUGAUGCUCGCGCUACAUCGUAGCUUUGAGGGAAUUUUUCUGAGUCAUCAAAUAUCCCGUGAUCGGGAUUGCCAUGAUCAUGCCGAUGCUGCUUGAGCUUCACGAGGAUUACGCACGAGGUGACACUGCUUGUGUAGGAUACCUUUCAUGUAUUAAAUUUAUGUAAUGUAACAAGCCAUCUGCAUGUCAGGAGCCAUACCCUCAGGUAUUCUCGGAUAGUCUAGGAAUCAUCUCGGGAGCUUCAGUCGCUCGGAUAUCAUCAUAUUUGGGCCCCAUAUCCGCAAGCGCAUCGAUGUGAGUCAUUGCGUCGUGCUGGGUCUCCAGUCCAUCAGCUGGCCCAUUCUGGUCUGAGUCAUCAUCUUCGUCCUCACUCUGCGCGCUGAGCUGACUUGAAGGUGUCGGCGGCUCAAGUCGAACUUC
This is a messenger RNA of Dissoconium aciculare CBS 342.82, 1990 nucleotides long. RefSeq lists its product as uncharacterized. The transcript has 4 exons. Gene Ontology annotation, molecular function: cardiolipin synthase activity. The record is from RefSeq and is a predicted model, not a curated record. Lineage: Eukaryota; Fungi; Ascomycota; Dothideomycetes; Mycosphaerellales; Dissoconiaceae. Gene Ontology annotation, biological process: cardiolipin biosynthetic process. The coding region runs from base 397 to 1593 and encodes 398 amino acids. Gene Ontology annotation, cellular component: membrane; mitochondrion.